UUAUAAUUUGGGUGAUGAAGAACUCAAAUUUGCAGUUUCUAUGGUAGAUUCUCAUACAAUCAGGGGAUUUACAGAUCCCACUUAUUUCAAUUUGUCUGCUUAUCAAUUUGAUUAUUCUAAUGACUUCAAAUCAGGCACUGUAGCUUUUAACACAACUGAAGUUGAAAUGGGCAUUUGUGGGGAAAAUUUUCCUAGAGCAUCUGAAAAAAUAAAUGAAUUCAGAAAAUAUGUUGCAAAUGCUACGUACUGCCCGGUGAGCUCUAAUUUUUCUGUUGGGGGCAGCCUUUUAUUGAACAAGGAGAAAAAGGUUAAAAUUCAUAUUCAUAUGAAAACCUAUCAGUGAAAUCGAAGCCAAAGCCAGAGAUAUUGAUGGCAUUAUCAUUGUUAGCUCUAAGUACUUUGACCUUGAUGAUUAUGACACCCCAAUCAAGAAAAUUAUUGAUGAUCAAUUCUAUUUUCGGAUGUCUUCAGGUAUGAGAAAGUAUGGAGUAUUGAAUGUUAAAAAGAGUGUAGUAUCUCUUUCAGAUAGCAUAUUCCCAUUUAGUUCAGAAACAAAACAAUCAUUCUUGUCAAUUGAUGAUUAUCAACAAGAUGGGAAGAUAACAUAUCAGGGAGACCCACUUCUAAUGGAUUUUGAAUUCAGACAAGACCCCAUUGUUGACUCAUACGAGCGUAGAGUGUAUUCCAUUCUUGAUCUUUUUGGCCAGCUUGGAGGUUUCUUCGAAGUACUCGCUAUAUUUGGUGGAGCCCUUGUUCACUAUUUCGCAUCACAAAUGUACAGUUACUCAUUGUUCACUCAUUUGUAUUGACUUAAUGAAGCUGAUGCACAUACUACAAGCGAUGAAUCCCAGAUUGCUCCGAAACAAUCGAAGAAUUUCAAAGCAGUCACUUGAAAGCUAAAUUCGAAAAACAAAACUCUCUUGCAAACAAUUGAGUCCAGAAUCAACUCAAAACGAAGAUUCCAUUUUACAGCCAAAGACUACUUCAAGUCAUUAAUGACAUGCUUCAAAAGUAGAGCUCGCUCUGAGUUUACAGUUCUCAGCGACAAACUUGCAGACGAGUGAGACCUGACAUCUGUUGUGUGUUCGAUGCGGCAUCUCAAAACACUGAUGAAACUGAUUUUGAGCGAGCACCAGGCACUGAUGAUGGACUUUGACUGCAGAAGUAAUUAUCUUCACAAAGGCUCCACUUACGAUUUGUUUACCAAACCGAGUUAUUUUCCUUCAGCUACACAAGAGCUCUCCAAAAAUGCCAAAACUAAAAUAUCUACAUUAUUAAAGAAGCUACAGGAAUUAGAGCAUGCCAAGCUUGAGAAAGACGCUAAUAUCAUUCUUGGGAUCCCUCCAAAAUCUUGUCCACCAGUCGAUCAGAUUGAAGGUUCAACUCUAUUUUGUAGAAACAGGACUCUCGACCACAAGAAGGAAGAGUCGAUUGUGGGAUUUCUUGAAGAAGAUAAAGACAAUUCUGAGAAUCUGAAGCAAGAAAAAUUUUAUGAAGAUUAG
Molecule: messenger RNA, 1502 nt
Organism: Moneuplotes crassus
Lineage: Eukaryota; Ciliophora; Spirotrichea; Euplotida; Euplotidae
Source: the annotation of a GenBank genome assembly